Molecule: messenger RNA, 2387 nt
Organism: Zea mays
Lineage: Eukaryota; Viridiplantae; Streptophyta; Magnoliopsida; Poales; Poaceae
Product: sulfite reductase1
Exons: 8
Coding region: 107-2014 (635 amino acids)
Biological process (GO): sulfate assimilation
Cellular component (GO): chloroplast stroma; sulfite reductase complex (NADPH)
Molecular function (GO): 4 iron, 4 sulfur cluster binding; heme binding; sulfite reductase (ferredoxin) activity
Source: RefSeq, marked validated
GCGACCCCUCGACCGUGCGAACGAGCAAAGGACAAAUAUCCUCGCUCGCAGUCGCAGCUACUACGCCGCCGCACCUCCGCCCGCCACCUUCUUCCCGGCUCCAGCGAUGUCGGGGGCGAUCGGGGGCGCCGAGGUCCACGGCUUCCGGGGCGCAGCGGCGCAGCUCCCGCGGUCCCGGGUGCUCGGGAGGCCGAUCCGGGUGGCGCCACCCGCCGCGGCCCGGCCGGGCGGUGCGUCCGCGGGUAGCAUACGCGCCGUCUCCGCGCCUGCGAAGAAGGACGCUUCUGAAGUUAAGCGAAGCAAGGUUGAGAUAAUCAAGGAAAAGAGCAACUUCCUCCGGUACCCUUUGAACGAGGAGUUGGUCUCAGAGGCCCCAAAUAUCAACGAGAGUGCUGUUCAGCUGAUCAAGUUUCAUGGAAGCUACCAGCAAACUGACCGAGAUGUCCGUGGGCAGAAGAAUUACUCGUUUAUGCUCCGGACAAAGAACCCUUGUGGGAAAGUUCCAAACCAACUUUAUUUAGCUAUGGAUACACUAGCUGAUGAGUUUGGCAUCGGAACACUCCGCCUGACGACCAGGCAGACAUUCCAGUUGCACGGUGUUCUUAAGAAGAACUUGAAGACUGUUCUAAGCACUGUCAUAAAGAAUAUGGGCUCAACAUUGGGUGCUUGUGGCGAUCUCAACAGGAAUGUACUUGCUCCUGCAGCGCCUUUUGUCAAAAAAGAUAUCCUUUUUGCUCAACAAACAGCAGAGAACAUUGCAGCACUCCUUACACCACAGUCCGGGGCUUAUUAUGACCUGUGGGUGGAUGGCGAGAAGAUAAUGUCAGCUGAAGAGCCUCCUGAGGUGACAAAAGCCCGCAAUGACAACUCGCAUGGAACGAACUUCCCUGACUCUCCGGAACCAAUCUAUGGCACCCAGUAUCUACCAAGGAAGUUCAAGGUUGCAGUUACCGCGGCUGGUGAUAACUCUGUUGAUAUUCUGACCAAUGACAUCGGUGUUGUUGUUGUUUCAGAUGAUGCAGGAGAACCUAUUGGCUUUAACAUCUAUGUUGGUGGUGGCAUGGGAAGGACACACCGAGUGGAAACUACAUUCCCUCGGCUGGCUGAUCCAUUGGGUUAUGUUCCAAAAGAAGAUAUAUUAUAUGCUAUAAAGGCCAUCGUCGUCACACAGAGGGAAAAUGGAAGAAGGGAUGACCGCAAGUAUAGUAGGAUGAAGUAUUUGAUUGACCGUUGGGGAAUAGAUAGGUUUCGGGCUGAAGUUGAAAAAUAUUACGGGAAGAAGUUUGAAAGUUUCCGACCAUUGCCAGAGUGGCAGUUUAACAGCUACCUUGGCUGGCAAGAACAGGGUGAUGGGAAAUUAUUCUAUGGAGUGCAUGUUGAUAAUGGUCGUGUUGGUGGGCAAGCAAAGAAAACUCUACGAGAGAUAAUUGAGAAGUAUAAUUUGGAUGUUAGUAUUACCCCAAACCAAAAUCUUAUUUUAUGUGGGAUUGAUCAAGCGUGGAGAGAACCCAUAACUACAGCUCUUGCACAAGCUGGCCUGCUGGAACCGAAGGAUGUCGACCCCCUGAAUUUAACUGCCAUGGCAUGCCCUGCCUUGCCACUGUGCCCUUUGGCACAAACAGAAGCUGAACGGGGGAUCUUACCCAUUCUUAAACGAAUUAGAGCAGUCUUCAAUAAGGUUGGUAUCAAGGAUUCGGAGUCUGUGGUUGUGAGGAUAACUGGAUGCCCUAAUGGAUGCGCUAGACCAUAUAUGGCAGAGCUUGGUUUUGUUGGUGAUGGCCCAAAAAGUUACCAGAUCUGGCUGGGUGGAACACCAAACCAGAGUACGCUAGCAGAAUCAUUUAUGGACAAAGUGAAGCUUGAUGACAUCGAGAAGGUUUUGGAACCUCUCUUUACCUAUUGGAAUGGCACACGCCAGGAAGGCGAAUCUUUUGGAAGCUUCACAAACCGAACAGGAUUCGACAAAUUGAAAGAGGUAGUGAAUAAGUGGGCAGAGUCACCAUCAGCCGCAUGAAGAUUUCGCUUUCGUUGGAUAAAAUCCCAGGCUCGCAGCACAAUUUUGGCCACGGGAUUAAUUAUAUGACGAAGGAAAUCCAGAUAAGCCGAGAAAUGGAAAAAGGAAGACUCGGGUUGUGAGUUGCUAUGUUUGUUGGGUUGAGUGAUCGAAUUUUUUUGUGUGUGCUCUCAAGGAGACCUCUGUGAACUUGAAUAAACUCCACACGGAGUUGUGCCAAAUUAGACCGAGGCGUCCGUGAACUUGAAUCAGUUCCUCGGGAUGUUGUGCCUGAGAAUAAAUCCCACCGAGGCGUCUGUGAACUUAAUUCAAUUCGUCAGGAAGCUGUGCCUUAGAAUAAAUUCGACGGGUGUCCAAUUUUCUUGUCAUUCUA